AUGACAGUCACUUAUUCCAGCAAAGUAGCAAAUGCCACUUUCUUUGGAUUUCACAGAUUACUCCUAAAGUGGAAAGGCAGCAUCUACAAAUUGCUGUACAGAGAAUUUAUUGUUUUUGCUACUCUUUACACAGCGAUAAGUGUAUUAUACAGAUUUUUUCUUACAGGAAGCCAAAAACGGUUCUUUGAAAAAUUAUCAAUUUACUGUGACAAAUAUGCUGAACAAAUCCCAGUAACUUUUGUGCUUGGUUUCUAUGUCACGUUGGUGGUGAACCGGUGGUGGAACCAGUUUGUGAAUUUGCCAUGGCCAGACCGACUGAUGUUCUUGAUCUCCAGCUGUGUCCAGGGAAGAGACGAAUACGGCCGCUUGCUCAGGAGGACUCUAAUGCGCUACGUGAAUUUAACUUCUCUGCUGAUCUUUCGCUCCGUGAGCACAGCCGUCUACAAAAGGUUUCCCACCAUGGACCAUGUGGUGGGUGCAGGUUUUAUGACAAGAUAUGAAAGAAAAAUAUUUGAUGACCUUAAGUCUCCCCACCUAAAAUACUGGGUUCCCUUUGUCUGGUUUGGAAAUCUGGCAUCCAAGGCACGGAAGGAGGGUAGAAUUCGAGACAGUGUGGAUCUGCAGACGCUAAUGAAUGAGAUGAAUAAGUACCGGUCUUGGUGUAGCCUUUUGUUUGGCUAUGACUGGGUUGGAAUUCCACUGGUCUAUACACAGGUUGUUACUCUUGCAGUCUAUACUUUUUUCUUUGCCUGCCUGAUAGGGCGACAAUUUUUGGAUACUGACCAAGGGUAUCAGGGACAUGACUUAGAUCUUUACAUUCCAGUCUUCACACUGUUACAGUUCUUCUUCUACGCAGGAUGGCUCAAGGUCGCAGAACAACUUAUUAAUCCAUUUGGAGAAGAUGAUGAUGAUUUUGAAACUAAUUGGUGCAUCGAUCGAAACUUACAGGUCUCGCUUCUGGCGGUGGAUGAGAUGCACAUGAACUUACCGAGGAUGGAGAAAGAUAUUUACUGGAAUGACUCUUCUGCCCGGCCGCCCUACACAAAAGCAGCUGCUGAUUACUGCAUUCCAUCAUUCCUUGGAUCGACUAUUGAAAUGGGGCUGGCUGAUACCGAAUUCCUCUAUGGGGAAGAGUGGCCCUGGGAAGAGGAGAAACACCGAAGACAACACUCAGUGCUGAGAAGAGUCAAGAGAUUUCUCAGUGUCCAUGAGAGUCCUUCAUCCCCUGCUCACCGGCGCUACAAUCGGCAGACGAGUGAGAAUUCGGUGUUUUUCCCAGCAGAUGAAAAGGGGCACAUCAGAAGGCUGCAAGAAAUGCACACAAGGGGGAGACAUUCUACCUCAAGCUUCAAGAAGAAACAUGAAGGAGUUGAAAGAAGUAGCAGACUUCACAGUAGCAGAGAUCUAGGACCGAUAACUGAAACCUCAAGGAAUGAGACACAGUUCAAUGACAGUGACACCUCAUCUGAGACAAGCAAGCCAGUUCCCGAGGUCAUCAUCUCUGAAGUCAAGGAGAAAGCACCUGAUGUGCUGGGCAAACCCGCUCUGCAAACAGAGAGCACCACAGGUAUGCCAGAAGAGAAGCUCCAAAGGAGCCUAACUGAGGCAGACGUGACUCUUCUGGACCUUCCUUUCUUCCCCCCAGAAGUGACUACAUACCUCCCAGACUCUGACAUGCGUCAGUCACUUCCUAGCAUGAUAAGGGAGCCCAAACACGAACCCCAUAGUAGUAACAUAGCCGGUUUCGUAACAGAUCAUGAGGGAAACCUCCAGCGAUGGAGUUUACCAAGCUUCCACAGUCCCAGUACAAUGUCAAAUGCUGACUCUGCACCUCCCGUAACAGAUCCUGGGACAACUUCACAACAAAGGACCUUAAGUGAUGGAAAAAACGUUACUUCUGCUGCUGCUCCAGAAACAUUUGAAAUGCACCACUUACUAGGUAACCUGGAUACAAAAGAAACAGCCAUAGUAGAAUUUUCUAAUGAGAAAAGUGAAAGAAAACUUUGA
Molecule: messenger RNA, 2007 nt
Organism: Cygnus atratus (black swan)
Lineage: Eukaryota; Metazoa; Chordata; Aves; Anseriformes; Anatidae
Gene: BEST3
Product: bestrophin 3
Exons: 9
Coding region: 1-2007 (668 amino acids)
Molecular function (GO): chloride channel activity
Source: RefSeq, a predicted model, not a curated record